AUGUCCUCAACGCCGAUGGACAUAGAUAGGUCUAAUACACCAAAUGGCGCAUCGCUCAACAUCCACCGCACCAUCGGCACCACCGCCUCCGUGUCCAAUCUAUCCGAUGUCAUAGGCAGCUUUCGUCCUACCAAGCUCUUCCGACGUGAUGAUAUCAAGGACAGUCGUCCACAGCCUCAUGUACUGUCCCUCGACUACGAUGACGAAGGCCAACUCGUCAUGGCCUCGGCCAGCGACGAGACGAUACAGAUCUACCACGUCAAAGAGGGCAGACACGACAAGAGCCUAGUCAGUAAAAAAUACGGAGUGAAGCUAGCCAAAUUCACACACACAGCUUCAAGCAUAAUCUAUGCCAGCACAAAACAGAACGGUAGCUUAUUCAAAACUUUUGAAUGUUACGCUAUCCGAUAUCUUGCCACACACGAUAAUUCAUUCAUCAGAUACUUUGAAGGUCAUGAGGGACCUGUAACUUCACUGGCUGUUCACCCGGGCAGCGACAACUUCAUCUCAUGCUCACACGAUAAUACUAUGCGCCUCUGGGACACUCAAACAAAAAACUGCCAAGGUCAACUAUUUCUUCGAGCACCCUACCUCGCCGCAUACGACCCCUCUGGAACUGUGUUUGCCGUCGCCUGUACGAGUAGCGGCACGGUACUACUCUACGAUGCGCGAAACUAUGACAAAGCUCCUUUUGCGACGGUUGAUGUCGUUGAACAGUGCAGGACAGUAGAUUCGCAAUGCCUCAACAAGGGAUGGACAAAACUCGAGUUCUCAAAUGAUGGAAAGUCGUUACUUGUUGGAACUCGUGGUAAUGGACACUUCCUCCUGGACGCUUUCGAGGGCACCCUGAAAGCAUAUCUUCACAAGCCAAACGGCGGGACUCGACGAUUAGCUGUGGGAGAAACAGCAUCGGGUGUUAGCACAUCGUCAGAUUUUUCAAACAUAGAGAGCAGCGGCGAGUGCUGUUUCGCUCCCGAUGGGCGCUAUGUUCUGAGUGGCUCCAAGAAGGACGUCCUGGUCUGGGAUACUAUGGCGGCUCCCAACGAUAACAAAGUCCUGGAGCCUAGCUGGACUCUGCCUGAUAAGAGAGAGGCAGCUGUCCUAGCCUUCAACCCUCGGUACAACUUCUUCGCCACGGCUGACCAGGAGCUGUUGUUCUGGCUGCCCGAUCCUCAUGCCUGA
This is a messenger RNA of Fusarium subglutinans, 1182 nucleotides long. RefSeq names its product histone methyltransferase. The transcript has 3 exons. Gene Ontology annotation, cellular component: Set1C/COMPASS complex. The record is from RefSeq and is a predicted model, not a curated record. Lineage: Eukaryota; Fungi; Ascomycota; Sordariomycetes; Hypocreales; Nectriaceae. Gene Ontology annotation, molecular function: chromatin binding; protein binding. The coding region runs from base 1 to 1182 and encodes 393 amino acids.